AUGCCUACUGUUUCACCGCUUCCAACAUAUCCCCCUGCAAGCGCCAGAAAGUCGCUAUCGGCCUCACAAUUGGCAACUUUCCAUCAGAACAUAUCAAGCGCCCUCGCUGAAAUCCUUGCCCUACCUCCUGCGAAACGAGACACCCCUGCCACCCGUGCUUUUUUAUCCAGCUACAUUAAUGACAUCGCACAUCAAACCCUGCAAUCUCUGAUCUGGGAAGCUCCCCCGUAUUCAGACAACCAUGUACACGCACGCGUCCUGCUCCUUGCGGAGAAGCUAGCCAUCGUACCUUCUUACUUCGAUGUGAAGACACUCUUGGACGUCGCCAUCGCUUACUUUCCUUAUCCAACCCGCGUCCGUGCCCUUUUCGCCGCAGCUCUCACUAGCACGCCAAGCCUUGCUGCUGUAUUCACCUCAGAUAUGGUGCCUGUUCUGACCACUCUUCUCAGUCCAUCCCACUCCGCGGGUUUGUACGGCCUCCGCAAAACCGCACGCUGCUUUGUCAGUCUGCUCUCCGGAUGUCCCCCCGAGCUUGUGCGUCCAUUCGCGAGGGACCAGGAUUUUAUGGUAGGACUGGCACAAGCAUAUGAAGAAGGACUUACGGCACUAGCACGUUCGUACGGUGGACUACGCACGGACGUCGGUGCACGUGAAUUGGAUGACUGGGAGCGCAUCUGGCUUGAAACCAAGGUCGACCUCAUCGACAGCUUCCACAUCAUUGUCACUGUCAUGCUGCAAGACUUAUCAGUUGCGUCCGGCGCAGCGUUGGCAGCAGAGUCAGAACGGACGUUCGGCAUUGUAUUCGCAUUAUUGGACCUCCCACCCCCACCAGUAGUACAAGCGACCGGUACUCCUACCUCUGCUCCUUUCCUCAGCCGAUCGUUGAUGGCCGACUAUCAACACUCGUAUAACUUGUCUAGUACUCUUACUACUGCUCUACGCCGUGCUGCAAGUGAGGAUGCUCGAGUCGACCUCCUCGAAUCCACCCUUCGUUCCUUUGACAUCGAAUCUUCGAACGCUGGGACUAAAGAUCCCGGGGCCCUCAAGCUGAUCAUCAAGUCAUCUGGCGUCCCGCCUGGCAUUUCUGCUUCUCAGAAGAGCAAAGCGGCUCAGUCUUCAAACAAGGGCAAAGCUAAAGAAGUUCGCCCUGCACCUGAGCCACACGAUCUCGACUUGGAGAUCUUGCAGGUCAUGGAAAUUUUCCCGGACCAGUCGCGCGCGUAUAUCCAGACGCUGCUUACGCAAUCUGUGUUAAAAAAUGCAGAAAAGGUCAUCGAGGCGCUAUUGGAGGGCACUGCACCUCGAGAGCCUUUGCUUGCGGAGGAUGUAGGUGUGAGCAAAGGUGCCCAUGCCGUCGUCAAUGAGCCCAUUGAGAGAAGGAACGUGUUUGAUGACGAAAUCUUGGAUGUUAGCAAGAUUCGUCUGGGGAAGAAAAACCAAGAUGAAGCAUCAGUGCUCAGGGACAGAGCAGCCAUCGAGCAAAUGAAAGCUGACAUUCUGCGACGUGCGGAGGCCAUGUCUGACGGAGAUGAUGAUGAUGAUGGCGGUAAGGCUGCCGAAGUGGAUGAUCUUGAAUUUGGGGACGAGGUGAAGGUUAUCGGUGAUGGAGAAGCCAGUAGCGAGGGCGAAAACGAUGGUGACGAGGAUGGGGCACCGCCGGUGAAACCCAAUCCGGAGACUGUUCUGGAACUUGCAUAUAUCCGUGAUCCGGAGUUGUUCGGUAGAGAUGCUAAUACGCGGAGGUCGAAAGCACGCAGUGAGCUUAAAGCAGAGUCCGGCUGGUCUGAUGAGCAAAUCGAAGGAUGGAAAAUCAUGCUGGAACGAAAUCCAAACAAGGACAAGAUCCUACAAAAACACGAGUUUUCUGGGAACAGACCAGGAGAUUUGUCAACCCCUGGAAACGCAGGUGGUUCUGGCUCAUCGUCCCGCGGCGGGGAUCACGGAAGAGGCAGGGGUGGGCGCGGGGCAGGGAGAGGAAGGGGGCGCGGCAGAGGGUCUGGAGACGGCGGUGACGCCAAAGAGCGAGCAUGGAAAGACAAGAACAAAGCUAGCAGAGGGAACAACAAUCGGAAAAGAGGACAUGACAAGAAGAUGGCCAAAGCCGGUGGUCCAUCCUGA
This is a messenger RNA of Suillus clintonianus, 2118 nucleotides long. RefSeq lists its product as uncharacterized. Lineage: Eukaryota; Fungi; Basidiomycota; Agaricomycetes; Boletales; Suillaceae. The coding region runs from base 1 to 2118 and encodes 705 amino acids. The record is from RefSeq and is a predicted model, not a curated record. Gene Ontology annotation, molecular function: ubiquitin binding. The transcript is spliced from 4 exons.